Messenger RNA from Triplophysa rosa, 3242 nucleotides. RefSeq lists its product as uncharacterized. Bases 338 to 2119 code for a protein of 593 amino acids. The transcript is spliced from 8 exons. Gene Ontology annotation, molecular function: GTP binding. The record is from RefSeq and is a predicted model, not a curated record. NCBI's taxonomy places the organism in Eukaryota, Metazoa, Chordata, Actinopteri, Cypriniformes, Nemacheilidae.
UAUAUUUAGUAAAUUACAGUGAAUCAGACUCUGCUCAUAUUUUAUUAUGAAAAGGCAAAAUAUAACUGAUAAACAUUAGUUCUGUGUUGCGUUAUGAUGGGGAAAAAUCAUUUGAGGUGGACGGUGCCGUAUGUGUGUGGUUCUCUUUCGCCCUUGUGUGCGCGUGCACGUCUGAGUACUUCAUCGCUACACUUGAGAAACUUGUUUAACAGUGUGAAAGAACUUUCACUGUAGACAUGCCUUUUCCUUAAUGAAAAUGCACGGCUUUUUGUUUCUAGAGAGCCUUUUACAUUUUCGUGGUUUUUAAGUAUGUUAUAGUCUAUUUUCUGUCUGCACCAUGGCAUGUUUCGGAGCAGGACUCAGGGACGACAUUGAACUGCAGCAUCUUACAGAGGAGGAGUACUCUAGUCCCCCAGAUGAAGAUGAGUUUGAAGAAGUGUAUGCCUAUAAAAAGUUGCCUGCGUUCCCACGCAAAGCAUCACCAUCCAGAGACGACACUGACGCGUUUAGAUUUAUGGUGCUUGGAGGCGAUGACCCUCUUAUGAAUGAAGCUUGUGAAACCAUCCUCGAUGUCAGACACACGGAGUAUGCCAACGUCAUCAGAAUACGAGAAAAUAUGAAGACUAAUGUCGCCAGACGCAACGUCUCUGUGUUAAAAACUCCCUCCUAUUGGCUGCACGCCUUGAAAUCGAAUCUAAUUUUCAGAAAUGGGGUCAAAUCAAUAAAAAAAGACAUGAAGUUGUGUGAAUCUCUGCUGUUUCCGGGGCCUCAUGUCUUUCUGCUGGUGCUCGGAGAUGUACGUAUCUCCGUUAAAGAAGAUCUGCUGUUACAAGCUGUGAGCAACGUCUUUGGGAAGCAAGCUUUAGAUUACAGUAUGGUGUUAUUCAUUGGUGAAUGUAGAGAGAAGGACAUAAGAAGAAACCGUUGUGUGAAAAAGUGCAGAAACAGGUACCACGUUUUAGAGAACACUGAGAAGCUGCUCGAUUACAUUGAAACGGUGGUAAAAGAGAGAGAAAAUGGUUAUUUCACAACGAAUUUUGAGUUGACGGAAAGAGCUAAAGAUCAUUUUCAGACGGAACUUGGUAAGCAGAAUUUACAGUAUGCAGAACGGGAAAAUUCUCUGAGAAGUGAAUUGGCAGGAAUGAGAAAGACAGUGGAAGAUUUAAGGAAAGAAAACACACAAUUGAAGGAGCGGCUGGUAGAUUCCAAAGGCAGAGUGAAUCAGGUUAGGUUUGAUGAUUCUAUAGCCAGAGAGAUUCGGUUCAGAAAAGAGUCUGGUGAAUAUGACUCUAGAGAGAAUCUGUUUAAACAAGAGCUGGACGCAUCUGAAGCUAAACCAUAUCUGUUCAGAAAAGAGUCUGAUGAUUCGGAAGCCCGACAGAUUCUGUUUAGAAAAGAGUCGGGUGAUUCAGAAGCUAGAGAGAUUGAGUUCAGAAAACAGCUGGAUGAAUCUAAAGCAAGAGAGAAUCAGUUUAGAAAAGAUUUGGAUGAAUCAAAAGCCACAGAGAUUCAUUUGAGACAAGAGCUGGAUGAAUGGAAAUGCAGAGAAAGUGAGUUAAAUGUUGCGUUUAAGAUUCUUCGAAGUGAAAUAGAGCAGCUCAAAGCCACAGAAAAAGAUUUACAAAGGAAUCUGAGGGAGACAAAGGCUAAAGAAGCAUUUCUGUUGAAACGAAUACAAUCAGAAUGUGACAUAAUCCAGAAAAAUGAAGAACUACAAAUGAAAGAAACGGAGCUGUGUGAGAGAUGGAGAGAGCUGGAGGUCAGAGAGAGAGAUUUGGCUCAGAGAAGUACUCGGUCCGGUGGAUCACAAUCUCUGCAGUACAUCAGAACGGCGGUCGAUAAAAUCAGACUUCACGAGGGAGACGGAGCAGAGAGCAGUGAUGGAGAAUCACAUGUCACAGGAUCAGAUGUGACUGAAGGAUUGUGGGAUUCUGUGAGACGAAACAGUCUGCAGGUGGAGCCACCCAACAGUACGAAUUCUCCUUACAAACAUUGGCAAACUCAAAUGCCCGUUACAUCUGAGGCUUUAAAUAGAUGCAGCAUUGGACCCGGUGAAGAACUCUUCUCAAUGAAGUACAGCGGUCAUCAAAGUAUCUGGACACUUAGGACGCACUUCUGAAUGGCUGAACAUUAACAAAUGUGUCUACAAAAAAUGCAGCCGGAGCGUAUGCUGCUUAUAUAGAAUAUACCAAAUGUUUUUCAUGUUUCUCUGUCUUUUCCAUUUCUGUGAAAUAGAAUAUGAUCAGUGGAUCACAUCAGUGUGCUUUAUAUUAAAGCUUUCUUAAUAUUCUACCUCCCUUGAAUAAAUAUGUCAGUGUUUAACUAUGUUUAUCAUUGAUUCAGUGUGUUAGUCUGGUGUUUAAUGAUGAUAGUCAGACAUUAACAGAGAUCAUAUGCACAUGUGUAGAAAACUGCCUUUUCCUCAAUGUUGCCAAGGGGUUGCACACGGUCAUUAGGUCACGCUGCGUUUUUAAAAUCCAAUCAAAUUGUCUUAUCAAAAUUUGUCACGUGGUUUCCUGUAAGGGAGCAGAGGAGGCGUCGAUGCUCCCUGGUUUUUGCGGUGCGUUGUGGCGAUUUUUAGGGAUGAACGUUUCAUUAAAACGGCUGACUCCCUGGUCAGUGCCCUGACAUGCCCAACAAGGGAGCUGAUCGAGACGCAGCCCCACUGGCACGAUGUCUGGUGUGCGACCAUUUGAGCAUUUAUAGACCUACUGUGUAUGUGCGCUAUGGAACAUUAAAAUUAUUUGUUACUCCUCAAAAAGACACACAAAAAAUGUGCUUCAAAGCAUUCUUUGCUGCGAUGCCAUAUUGCAGACCCUUUAGAACCGUAUUCUUUUAAUAGUCUGUAGAACUUUUAAUGCAUCAGAAAGCUCCAUGUGGAUGAUCAAGGAAAUUGAACCAUUUUGAGUUUUUAAAAGUGUUUAGUUUUGCUUUGAAAACAACACAUCAAUAGUGCUAAUACUUGGAUUUCAAGCAUAAAAACAUAGGAGUAGCCUAUAUUUGAUUCUUUCUUUCCUGAUACAUUUUUUUGUUUAACUUUUCACUAAUUUAUAAUACCUAAAAGUAUAAAGUAAAAUGAUGGUAAUUCAGUGCUGCUACCUUACUGUAAACAGCUCAAAUUAAAAUGUAAUCAGAGGUCAGGUUAUAAAUGAGGCUUGAAUGUGUUUUUUUAGGAGACAGAUGACUGCAAGUCAUAUUUUUCUCGUGUUUUUUGCAUUUCAAUUUUGUUUUGUCUCACCAUA